Molecule: messenger RNA, 2520 nt
Organism: Manis javanica (Malayan pangolin)
Lineage: Eukaryota; Metazoa; Chordata; Mammalia; Pholidota; Manidae
Gene: IL36R
Product: interleukin 1 receptor like 2
Biological process (GO): regulation of inflammatory response; signal transduction
Molecular function (GO): interleukin-1, type I, activating receptor activity
Source: RefSeq, a predicted model, not a curated record
UGGGGAUUCCGUUCAGGCCCCCUGCCCGGCGGCUCCCGAGGCGCAAGGCAGGCGCGCGCGGCGCGCUGGUGGGGACCGGGCGCCACGACGCGCCCUGGGCUGGGGCCGCGGCGGCGAGGGGGGCGGGGGGCGUGCGCCUGUGCGGCCCCGGCCGGGGGGCAGAAGGGGCUGCCACCGCGGCCCGGAGGAGACGACCCCCCUGCAGCCCCUGCCGCGACCUCCCCACCGACCUCCGAGCCCUCGGGCCGGUGGCGCUGGUGCGCGGGUUCCGAGCUCGGGCGCGGGGAGCCGCAGCCGCAGGGAGGGAGCGGCCGUGGCGGGAGCGCGUGGGGCGGACGUCGGAGGCUCCCCUGCGAAGGGAAGGCUGGUGGCCUGGGCUGGGAUCUCUGCGAUCCGGAGGCCGCCGCGCAGUGCCGGCGGAGGGCGCGCUCGGCGCGCGGCCCUCGGGGCUCGGGGCUCAGCGGGCAGGGCCCCCACCCUCGUCCUUCUUUCUCGCAGCGCGCUGCGGGGAUGCUGUCCUUACUGCUCUGCGGCGCGUCCAUCGCUCUUCCACUUUUUGUCGGAGCAGAUUCAUGCAAGGAUACUGGUGUGCAAAAUGAGACACCUGCCAUAGGCCAGCCUUUUGCUUUUAAUUGCACAUACCCUCCUAUAACAUCAGGAAAAGUAUGUGUAACAUGGUAUAAAUAUCCUAGCAGAACGCCUAUAUCCAAAAACAUAGAGUCUAGAAUUCACCAGGAAGAACAAUGGAUUUUAUUUCUUCCCUUGAAAAUGGGGGACUCUGGGAUCUACCAGUGUUUUAUGAAGACUGUAAAGAGAUUAAAGGAGAGCGGUUUACUUCUUGGAAAACAAAGCUUUUAGUGAACAAUGUUUCCACAGAGGACAAAGGCAGCUAUGCCUGUCAAGCCACCCUGACACACAGCACGGGGAAGCAGUACAUUGUUGUCAACAGCAUCGCCGUGAACAUCUCAGAAAAAUUACAAUAUAUAGGAAGAAUCCCUGAAAUCGUUUAUCCAAAAAACAACUCAAUUGAAGUACAACUUGGCGCCACUCUUAUUGUGGACUGCAAUAUUACAGACACACGGGAGAACACGAACCUGCGGUGCUGGACAGUCAAUAACACCCUGGUGGAUAUCUACUAUGGAGAAUCCAAAAGGAUCAGAGAAGGAAUUGAAACCCACAUUUCUUUUCCCAGACAUAAUUUUUACACGAUGAACAUAACCUUCUCAGAAGUGAAAAUGGAAGAUUACGGCCGUCCUUUCACAUGCCAUGCUGGAGUGUCUGCUGCUCACUUUAUAUUAAAGCUGCCAGCUCCAAAUUUGCAAGCUUAUGUGAUAGGAGGACUUCUCACCUUGGCAGGUGCGGCUCUGUGUGCCACGUGCAUCUACAACAUUUUUAAGAUCGACAUUGUACUUUGGUAUCGAAGUGCCUUCCAUUCCGCUGGGACCCUCAAAGAUGGGAAGCUAUAUGAUGCAUAUGUCUUAUACCCCAAGCCUCACAGAGAUGUCCAGAGCCAUGACGUGGAGACACUGGUGUUGAAGAUUCUGCCCGAGGUGCUGGAGAGACAAUGUGGAUAUAAGUUAUUUAUAUUUGGCAGGGAUGAAUUUCCUGGACAAGCUGUGGCCAACGUCAUUGAUGAAAACAUUAGGCUGUGUAGGAGACUGAUCAUCAUCAUAAGUCCCACAUCCUCGAGUUUCGACCUGUUAAAGAACAUGUCAGAACAACAAAUCGCAGUGUACAAUGCUCUCAUCCAGGACGGGAUGAAGGUCAUUCUGAUCGAACUGGAGAAAGUCAAGGACUAUACAGCCAUGCCGGAGUCAAUUCAGUACAUCAGACAGAAGCACGGGGCUGUCCAGUGGAGUGGGGACUUCACAGAGAGGUCACAGUGCGCAAAGACCAAGUUCUGGAAGAAAGUGAGAUACCACAUGCCUCCCAGAAGGCGCCCACUGCCUGCUGUCCAGCUGCUGAAGCACGUGCCCUGUGACCUCCUGGCUGGCAAGUGGCCUUUGUCAGCCAGGAUUCUGAGCAACAUGUGAGAGAAGAGUCACCACACUGAGAUGGUGGAAUUCUAGUCCACGUAAAACAAAGUAAUCUGUCAGUUAGCUACAUCAGUUUAGGAGGUAACAGUCACAAAGAUGUUUGAUACUAAAAAUUAGCUGUAGACUAUCUUGACUUUCGAAGAUCCUGACUUAAGGAGCUUAGAUACACAGUAGAACUCUCUCAUUCUGUGGUCACCAUGCCCAACCUUAAACAGUGGCCUGCUCGCAUCCCCCAAAGUUCACAUGUUGGAGCCCUAAUGCCCAAUGUGAAGGUGUUAGGGGGGGCCAUGAGGAAGGAGCCCUCACAAAUGGGAUGAGUGUUCUUACAAAAGAGACCCCAGAGAGCUGCCUGCCCCUCCUGCCACGUGAGGACAUGGGGAGAGGUCUGCAGCCUGGAAGAGGGCCCUCAUUCCACCAUGCUGGCACCCUGAUCUCAGAUGUCCAGCUUCCAGGAGUGGGAGAAAUAAAUUUCUAUUGUUCACAA